AUGGCCGGCGAUAGCCAGAUCCGCAUCGGAAUAUUGAGCUGCUCAAACAUCGUCCGAAAAGUCUCUCGAGCCAUCAAUCUAGCUCCAAACGCUACUAUCGCAGCUAUAGCCAGCAUUAACAACUCCAUCGAAGAAACGAAAUCGUUCGCCGCAUCUAACAAUUUCCCUCCGACGGCGAAGAUCCAUAGCUCUUACGAGUCGCUUCUAGAAGAUCCCGAUCUCGACGCCGUCUACUUCCCUAUCCCCGCCAGCCUCCACGUCGAGUGGGCCGUACGCGCCGCCCAGAACGGCAAACACAUCCUGCUUGAUAAACCCGUCGCUCUCAACGUAUCCGAGUUCGAUCAGAUCGUCGAGGCUUGUGAGGCUAAUCGGAUUCAGUUUAUGGAUGGGACUCAGUGGAUGCACAAUCCUCGAACGGCCGAGAUUAAGGAGUUUGUCAACGAUCCAGUGAGCUUUGGCCACCUCAAAACCGUGCAUAGUUGUUUCUCAUUUGCAGCGAACGAGAACUUCCUUAAAAACGACGUUCGUGUAAAGCCUGGACUCGACGGACUUGGAGCCCUCGGCGAUGCAGGAUGGUACACAAUCCAAGCGGCUCUUCUCGCCAACAACUUCAAACUUCCGAAAACCGUCACGGCCUUGCCUGGUUCGAUCCUAAACGACGCAGGAAUCGUUCUCUCUUGCGGUGCAUUGCUCGAGUGGGAAGAAGAAGGGAUAACCGGAACAAUCUACUGCUCUUUCUUGGCGAAUCUAACAAUGGAGAUAACCGCGAUCGGUACGAAUGGUACUCUCCGUGUGCACGACUUUGUUAUCCCGUUUCAAGAAACAGAGUCGUCGUUUACUACGACAAGCAGUAGGGCGUGUUAUAAAGAGCACAGAGUUGUGAAUGAGCUUCCACAAGAGGCUUGUAUGGUGACUGAGUUUGCUCGGUUAGUUGGAGAAAUUAAAAGCAGAGGAGCUAAACCGGAUGGUUUUUGGUUAAGCGUUAGCCGGAAAACACAGCUUCUUGUUGAUGCUGUGAAAGAAUCGAUUGAUAAUAACCUUGAACCGGUUUCUCUCUCAGACCGGUGA
Messenger RNA from Microthlaspi erraticum, 1068 nucleotides. The record is from the annotation of a GenBank genome assembly. NCBI's taxonomy places the organism in Eukaryota, Viridiplantae, Streptophyta, Magnoliopsida, Brassicales, Brassicaceae.